UGCCAAUUCGAGAGAGAGAGAGAGAGAGAGACAGAGACAGAGAGCACGACCGCCGCUCACUCCCCACUCGUCUCCGACGAACGACAACAAACUUUAGACUUAUCGCUUAUUGGUGCUCAUACUCUUAUAAAACGACUGCGUCGCUGGACCUGAGCCCUCUCGAGACGGAGGAAGAGGAAGAGAGGGAGAGAAAUGGCGUUUCUCAUCGAAAUUGGUGUAGCAGCGAUCGCGGUGUUUCUGAUUGCGGUGGCGAUGGAAUCGGACGGCCGAGAGCUGCGGCCGUCCGACCACGGCCUCGUGUACCAGGACCAGGCGCCGGCGAGCGCGAAGUCGCCGACGGAAGAAAAGUCGUUCUUCGUCGGGGGAGGAGGAGGAGGAGAGAAUUCGCCGGCAGCGGGCGACGCGGCACAGCCGAAGCCGAAGGCGAUGAACUCGAGCGACGAGUCGUGGUGGAAGGGCGUGGUGGCACGUGACGGUGGGAGGGGUAGGGAUCUCGUGAGGGACGUGCUGCUGGUGGCGAGCUUGCUUUGUGGGAUUGCCGGCGUGGCUCUGUUUGUGGCCUCUGCUUUCGUUUACGUCUUGAGGUACCGAAAGCAUAAAUCUUUACCGUCAGAAGCUCCGUCAUCGUGAGGUAAUAAUUAUAUCAAGAAAUAACUAAUGUUCUUUGGAUUUUUUCCCUUCAAUUUUUUUUUUUCCACUUUUUUUCAUGUAAAUAAAAUUAAGAGGUGAAUCAUAUGUGAUAGAGGAUAUUCCACAUUUUUAUUUACAUUAAAUUUAUCUAAACUUUGAUAAAUAAAGCGGAAUUCAAACUUUA
Pyrus x bretschneideri (Chinese white pear) is the source of this 814-nucleotide messenger RNA. RefSeq lists its product as uncharacterized. Bases 193 to 630 code for a protein of 145 amino acids. NCBI's taxonomy places the organism in Eukaryota, Viridiplantae, Streptophyta, Magnoliopsida, Rosales, Rosaceae. The transcript has a single exon. The record is from RefSeq and is a predicted model, not a curated record.